AUGAAAGUAAUUGAAAAAAUGUAACUAACUAACUAUAUUAAUUCUAAACUAGAUUGGUAUAACACAUUGAAAGUUUUUAUUACCAAAAAGCAAGAUUUAAAAAAUAUCUAUAAAAAUAUUAGAAGUGAUGAAUCACAUAAUAUUUGUAAGAUUCAGGCAACACAGUUUAGGAGAUCAGAAAUACACUUUUUUUUUGUUUGUUUGCUUGUUUAUUAUAAAUAAAAUAAUAAUUUGAAUUAUUAUUAAUAAAUAUUAAAAAUAAUAUGA
Tetrahymena thermophila SB210 is the source of this 267-nucleotide messenger RNA. RefSeq lists its product as hypothetical. The transcript is spliced from 3 exons. Lineage: Eukaryota; Ciliophora; Oligohymenophorea; Hymenostomatida; Tetrahymenidae. The record is from RefSeq and is a predicted model, not a curated record.